AUGUCGCUGAACCUGCAGGAGCGGCAAACAGCCGCCAUUCAAGCCAUGCUGGCGCUCGCUUCUCAGCGGACGCUCGCGCAACCGGGUGCCCAUUCUCCGCAGAUCGCGUCGACGCUGCCGCAAGCCUCCACUGCGUGGAAGAUCCUCGUCUUCGAUGACGUAGCGAAGGACCUCCUCGCGCCGCUGAUGACUGUCGGGAUGCUGCGCCGGCAAGGCGUGACGCUUCAUCUUCCGCUGAAGUCUCAGCGCUCGACGGUGGCUGAGGCUCCCGCGGUCUACUUGGUUUCGCCGACGGAGGAGACUGUUCAGCGUCUCUUGGAGGAGCUUCAGCAGAAACUCUAUGCAUUUUACUUCUUCAACUUCACCGAUCGCCUCUCUGACGACCUCAUGCAGCUCCUCGCCAGGGGCGCCGUUGAGGCGGGCAUGGUUUCGCAAGUUGUCUCCGUCGUGGAUCGCUACGUGGACUACGUGUGCCUGUCGCCGAGCGAGUUUUCUCUCAACAAACCAGGGAUCUACUCCCUGCUGAACGGCGGGUCAUCCGACGCUCAGAUUGAGAAGGCCAUGGACGUCGCCGUCAGCGGGCUCUUCUGCGUCAUCGCGACCCUCGGCGUCGUGCCGGUGAUUCGCUGCCCUGGCGCUCCCUCGUCGCCUGCACGAAACAUCGCCAUGAAGCUCCAGGAGAGGCUCGCGACUCUUCCGCAGAACGUCCACGCGCAAAUAUUUGGGCAGGCGCCCUCUUCGCUGCAUCGACCGCUGCUGAUUCUUCUCGACCGCGAGUUCGACCUCUCCGUCAUGAUUCGGCACACGUGGCUCUACCAGCCUCUGAUCCACGAUCUCCUGGGCCUGCGGCUAAACCGCGUCACUGUGCCGAUGGAGGACAAGGACUUCGACGCCGGCCUCCCGCCGCGCGGGGUGAAGACCUACGACUUGGAAGUGCGCGACCAGUUUUGGCAGGAACACUGCGGCUCUCCCUUCCCCGACGCGGCGCUGGCCGUUAGCGACAGCCUCGCCGCGUACAACGCGAAGCUGCAAGAAAUCAACUCGCAGCAGGGCGGCGCGAGUGCUGCCCUCGACCCGCUCGACGCAUGCGGGUCUGCGCAGGGCAUCAUGACGGCUGUGAGCGCGCUGCCUCGCCUGACUGAGAAGAAGCGCUCGCUGGACGCGCACACAAGCAUCGCGACUGCCCUCGUGAACCACAUCAAGGCGCGGGGGCUCGACGGCUUCUUCGAGACCGAGCAAAACUUUGACUCAGAUCGAGAAGUCGAGGCGGUCGCCAACGCGAAAAAGAUGAUCCACCGCGGCGCGCCGGGCACUGCCCUCGACAAGCUGCGUCUCCUCAUGGCGCUCUUCCUCAGCAGGCCCUCUCUCCCUCAACAGCAGAUGCAGCAGCUGGAGGAGAUGCUUCGGCAGGAAACAGGCGGAAUUUCCACCGCGGCGCUCGAUUUCCUCCGUCUCCAGCAGAGCUUUCGAGCUCUCCAGACUCCAGGCGUCUCGGCGGCGCCCGGGGCUGGCGGCGGAAGCGCGGGAGGACAAAGCGCCCAGGCCGCUGCUGCGGCACUGGGCACGAAAUUCUUUGACAAAGGUCGUGGCCUCCUUCAGGGCGUGCGGAAUUUGUUGCCGGUCAAGAAGACUUUGCCGAUAGCACAAGUCGUCGGGACGUUAUUGGAGAACAAGGAGGAGCCGAACUUCAUUUACGUAGAUCCCCGAAGAGACGCGACUGGUGCACCGGCGGUGUCUCCGAAUUCCCUGCCGCCGACUCUGCGCGCGCCCUUCCGCCAGGCGAUCGCCUUUGUCGUCGGGGGAGGCUCGUUUGUGGAGGCUGCGGCGCUCCGCGAGCUUGCUCAAAAAACACAGAAACCGAUCCUGUACGGAUCGACGGACUUUGUCGCGCCUUGUGAUUUCCUCGAUGAACUGACGCGCCUCGGUGGCGGCAGCCUCAGCGCAGCUGCGCCACAGGCCGCUGGCCUCUGA
Besnoitia besnoiti is the source of this 1971-nucleotide messenger RNA. Its product is annotated as Sec1 family protein. Gene Ontology annotation, molecular function: syntaxin binding. Gene Ontology annotation, biological process: endoplasmic reticulum to Golgi vesicle-mediated transport; intracellular protein transport. The record is from RefSeq and is a predicted model, not a curated record. The coding region runs from base 1 to 1971 and encodes 656 amino acids. Gene Ontology annotation, cellular component: cytosol; Golgi membrane. The transcript has 15 exons. NCBI's taxonomy places the organism in Eukaryota, Apicomplexa, Conoidasida, Eucoccidiorida, Sarcocystidae.